CUAAUUUGGAAGCAUAUACUCCGUAAUCCCUCCUUCAUCUUGGUUGGUAUUUUCUCUGCCAACAUUUCAAGCUCGUCAGAAAGGUGGAUCCAUGACUCUAGUAAGGAUCCCGGGGCGAACCUCAUGCAAGUGGAUCUCUUGAACCGAGGUAUCCUUGUUGAAGACCUGGCAAGGCCGGUGGCUGUGAUAACGGAGCGCCUGCUAUUAAUUCACUCUAUCUGCAUAUAUCAAAAGCAAAACUUUGAAUUUCACACAGCAUCAUUACCGCAACACCAUCUCCGGGGUAUACGUGGCAAACCCGGCCCUUGUCCUUGACAUAUCUAGGAUACUUUGAUAUCGGGGUCUUCACGAUGGCGAACACUUUAGCGGAACAUGUGUCGGUAGAGAGUGUUGAUGACCAUUAUGUCUCCACGUAUCUUCCUCAAAAAAUGGGGAACUCCGCACCUAUCGCAUAUGGCGGCUACGCUAUCGCUCUGGCAAUACACACCGCGUAUAAGACCGCACCAGACGGAUUUCACCUGUUCUCAGUUUUCGGACACUAUCUCCGAGCAGCAAGUACGGAGGCCGUCAUGAAAUGCAUGCCUGUUGAACUCCGUCGAACCAAAAGCUUUGUCACAUAUCGUGUCUCUGUCGAACAAGAGAUCCCGGACACUGGCCAGGUGCGGAAAUGUAUGGAGGUCCUCGCCGACUUUCAUAGGGAUGAGCCAUCUCUCCUCGCUUACUCGGAUCAUCCCACUCGGCAAUAUAGCCACUGGAAAGACUGCAUACCGUCGGAGCGUCUGGUGGAUAGAAGUCAGGUCGAACUUGGGAAAAUAACGGAGACGCAGUAUCAUACUUUCAAUACCCUCUUUGGACUCUCCCGAAACCUCUAUGAAGGUCGACCUUGCCCAGAAGGAGUUACUGCUCAAAACAUGAUGGGAUUGGCAAAGACUGUCAAAACUACGCAAGAUGAGCUAUCUCCGGUAGCAAAAUCAUCCGCAGACUGGGUUCGGGUGAAGCACGCCCUCUCGACAGAAGGAGAACAAAUGGCUGGAUUGGGCUUCAUCCUGGAUGGAGUCUUGUCAUUUCUGCCCUUGGCCCAUAACCACCUAUUUCUUGAAGAUGUCGAAGCCUGCUCGAGUUUGGAUUUCGCUCUGCGGAUAUUUUCCCCGCGUCCGAAAAUGGAGGAAUGGCAUCUCCGGGAGGCAGUCAAUCACCAUGCUGGGUGUGGGCGCACGUACAGCGAGAGUAAGCUGUGGGAUGAGCAGGGAAAUAUGGUGGCUUGUAUGAGCCAGCAGUCGAUUUUACGAGUUCCUGUAAAUGUUGCAAAGAUAUGACCACUAUAGUUAGACUCAUUUGCUUUCAUAGUUUGACAUUUCCUUACUUUAGACAUAAAAAGUGAAUAGAAGACUG
Aspergillus versicolor CBS 583.65 is the source of this 1392-nucleotide messenger RNA. RefSeq names its product thioesterase family protein. The record is from RefSeq and is a predicted model, not a curated record. Gene Ontology annotation, cellular component: peroxisomal matrix. Gene Ontology annotation, molecular function: fatty acyl-CoA hydrolase activity. Bases 351 to 1316 code for a protein of 321 amino acids. Lineage: Eukaryota; Fungi; Ascomycota; Eurotiomycetes; Eurotiales; Aspergillaceae. The transcript has a single exon. Gene Ontology annotation, biological process: acyl-CoA metabolic process; fatty acid catabolic process.